CCUGCAGGCCAGGGCCUGGCCAGUGCGGGAGGCUGUGACUUCCUGGUUUCUUUGCUUUGCCACUGGCCGGCUGUCCAUUGGAGCAGAACCUCCUCCUGUCCUGCCUGCCUCUACACAGCCACCUUAGGGGUAAGGGAAAUAUAGCCAGGAGGAAGGGGAGUGGGACAGAGCUCUGAGGUGUGAUGGCCUGUAGAGCGCCCUUAAAGUGAACAGGGCCAAGCAGUCUAUGCAGUGGCUACCUGUGGGGUGGGGGCCACACCCGAAUGCCUGCUUGUCUUCUCUGUACCCCUCCCCUAUUCCCACCCAGGCUUUCCACAACGAGGUGAGGUGGGAGAAGGCUCUGUUCGAAGGACUAGUCACCUCUAACAGGGCAUGGCACAGGCUGGUGGGCUACAGCAGCCCAGCGCUGCCUCCAGCCAGCCCUAUGUGUGCAAACUGGUUCUCCUUGGAAGCGGCUCUGUGGGCAAGUCCAGCCUGGCCCUCCGGUGCGUUCUUCACGAAGGUGGUGGAUUUGGGAGCCUCGUCUCUGAAGCUUGAGAUCUGGGACACGGCUGGCCAGGAGAAGUACCACAGCGUCUGCCACCUCUAUUUCAGGGGUGCCAACGCGGCUCUCUUAGUGUAUGACAUCACCCAGGAGGAUUCCUUCCACAAGGCCCAGCAGUGGCUGGAGGACCUGGAGAAGGAGUUCUCCCCAGGAGAGGUCAUAGUGAUGCUGGUUGGCAACAAGACGGACCUCGGCGAGGAGCGAGAGGUGACCUUCCAGGAAGGGAAGGAGUUUGCAGAGAGCAGAAGCCUGCUGUUCAUGGAAACCUCGGCCAAGCUGAACUACCAGGUGUCUGAGGUCUUCGGCACUGUUGCCCGGGAGCUACUGAAGAAAGCAGGAGACCAGGGGAGCAGGCAGGGGGGCGAAGCUGUUGUUCUGACCCAGGGGCCUGCUGCCAGGCAGGGCAAGUGCUGUAUCCGAUAGAUGCCGCCACCACAGGAGGGCGAGGGGAGGACAUCCCAGCCGUGCCUCAGAGUCCCCAGCCUGGGUUGCUCCUUUAGCAGAGGCCUGUCAGCUCUAUUCAUCUGUGUUCUCUGUUGAUACCGGAUUGUGCCGAGUCCUGGAGGCUUCCAGAAGUUGGCAUCCUUCAUAAGCACUUCCCAACGCCUGUGGAACUGUCAGGGAGAAUCCAGUGCCAAACGACUCCCAGUAGACCAUUGGCCCCAUCUUAUCCGAUAGAUACUUUCUCAUUCCUGGAUGCCCUGGGCCAGGCGUGCCUGCUCUACCAGGGCUGUCCCUGUCAGCUGCCUCACCAACAGAGGAAUUAAUGAGGCUGAACAGAAGCAAGGACUUGAAAAAAAUCCUUUGAUCUCUGUGAUGGGUGGACUGAUGUUCCAGCCUGGGCUGUGUGGGCAGCUGGUCCUUGGGGGCUGGACUGCAUUACUUCUAGAAGGAGGAAGCAGGGGCUGAUGGGGGCAUCAGUGCCAGGAAGAAAUGGAGUCAUGAGCUCAUGGUGUGUGGGUCUCAGUGAGGUCACCCUGGGAGCGGAGUUUGACAGGGCAGCUGGGGUGGAGCACCGGCUCCCCACUCCAGGUGUGGGUAGACACAGUCAGGCUUCUGUCCAGUGCCACAGGGACUCUGAGCCUUCUGUCCUAAGGUAAAUGUUGUACCGUCUCCAAGUCUUUUCCUUUAAAAAUUAAACUUGUUGACAAUCUGA
Messenger RNA from Nannospalax galili (Upper Galilee mountains blind mole rat), 1700 nucleotides. It is a transcript of the gene Rab17, whose product is annotated as RAB17, member RAS oncogene family. The record is from RefSeq and is a predicted model, not a curated record. Gene Ontology annotation, molecular function: GTP binding; GTPase activity. Lineage: Eukaryota; Metazoa; Chordata; Mammalia; Rodentia; Spalacidae. The transcript has 7 exons. Bases 227 to 967 code for a protein of 246 amino acids.